GAACGUGAACAGUGCAUGCAGCUGGAGGCCAAAAAUCAGGCUUUGCAGGAAGAGCUGUCUACCCUGAGUGGGAAGUGCGAGAACCUGGCGAUGGACAAAUGCCAGCUGCAAGAAGAGCUGGCAAAACUCCGGCACCAUUUGGAGACCAAUGUGGUGGAUCGCAGCCAACUGGAACAAUGUAAAAGAGAGGUGGAAGAACAAGCAGACCAGGAAAUAAGACAAAAACUCCAAGAAGUCAAUGAGUUUUUGCAAGCACAGGCAGCCUACCAGGACACACUGGAAGAAAUCAGAAGCAGUCAUUUGGACUCACUGAAAAACCAGUUAGAAGACAGAAUUAGAGAUCUGGAACGUGCACUGGGAAGGAGAAAAAGCAACCCACCAGAAAGACCUUUUCAGAGAGAAUCCACCCGGGCAGAAGUGGAAAAGUACAAAGAGCUGUAUCUGGUGGAAGCCAAAACCAGAAAAAGCCUCGCCAAGAAACUGGAAAGAGCUAAUGAGAGACUUGCAGAGGCCAACACCAAGCUCCUUUGGGAGCACCACAGAAGCAGAUCUGCAGUCCCAAGCAGCGCUGUCAGCAGACAUCUGGCUGCAAGUCCACUUCUGGAUUCAACUGGCCUGGGACUUCUUGGCAUCAGUUUGGGACUGAGCAGAAAUCUGGGUCUCAGAACACCACCCAGACACCUGUGGUAAAGCCCAAGACUUCUGCUCAUCAGGACAUCCUGUAAGGGACCGUUCAGAUGGAUGGAAUGAAUUGCUUCCUUUCCUUAAUUUCGACCUCCACAGCCUAGUAGCCAGUUUCCUUAAUGGUGGCCUUCAAGGUUUGGUAGCAAAGACUCCUAAGAUCAGCUCUAACCCCUCCCUAAAUUGUUCAGCGACAAUGAUCCUAGUGGUGAAGGCAGCGAAAAUGCCACUUAAAAUUGGAAAGGUGGUGCUGCAUUGGUGCCCUUGUUGUAAGAAAGGCCAAAGCUCGAAAGGAAUCGCUGGAGCUUU
This is a messenger RNA of Neopelma chrysocephalum (saffron-crested tyrant-manakin), 990 nucleotides long. Its product is annotated as ankyrin repeat domain-containing protein 26-like. Lineage: Eukaryota; Metazoa; Chordata; Aves; Passeriformes; Pipridae. The coding region runs from base 16 to 690 and encodes 224 amino acids. The record is from RefSeq and is a predicted model, not a curated record. The transcript has 4 exons.